AUGAAGUCAUCACAGAGUCCAGCAUUCAAACGCUUCCUAUCUGACUUUACACUCGGUUUCUCAGAUGGACUUACAGUACCUUUCGCCCUGACGGCUGGGCUCAGCUCGCUUGGAAAGACGGAUACUGUCAUCACUGGCGGAUUGGCAGAGUUAUGCGCUGGCAGCAUCAGUAUGGGAAUUGGAGGAUAUCUCGCAGCACGAGACGAAUGCGCACCUUGCAAACCCAGGAACAAAGACUUGGAGAAUUUAAGGGAGAGCUACGAAAGGAAUAGCGAAAGCGACUGCAUGGUUGAACAAUCCGAGAAGAUCCAGAUGCAAGCGGAGGAGCUGGUACGGCAACACCUCGAGCCUUUGGACCUCCCGAGUUCAACAGUCACGACAAUCCUCAACACGAUUCAACAAGAGCCCUCAGAUCUCCAACGCGUUGUAUCACGCUUAAACACGUUAAAAGAUGACGUAUCGCCGUCACAACCAACACCUCAGUCGCCAAUUUUAUCUGGCCUCUCGAUAUCGCUAGGCUACACCAUCGGCGGCAUCAUUCCCUUAUUUCCCUACUUCUUCACCAGCACAGUCGGCCUCGGUCUUCAAUGGAGCUCUUGUCUCUGUCUGUUGGUAUUAUUUGCCUUUGGAGCUGGAAAGAGCUACAUCCUACAAACAGGAGAUGCAUCAAUGCGGUCGUGGAUGAUCGAAGGGUUUCAAAUGUUGAUCCUGGGUGCUUUGGCUGCAAUAGCAGCUGUGGCGUGUGUCACCUGGGUUGGAGCAAAUUGA
Molecule: messenger RNA, 768 nt
Organism: Fusarium fujikuroi IMI 58289
Lineage: Eukaryota; Fungi; Ascomycota; Sordariomycetes; Hypocreales; Nectriaceae
Product: related to proposed vacuolar iron transport protein
Exons: 1
Coding region: 1-768 (255 amino acids)
Biological process (GO): intracellular manganese ion homeostasis
Cellular component (GO): fungal-type vacuole membrane
Molecular function (GO): iron ion transmembrane transporter activity; manganese ion transmembrane transporter activity
Source: RefSeq, a predicted model, not a curated record